Armigeres subalbatus is the source of this 693-nucleotide messenger RNA. RefSeq lists its product as uncharacterized. Lineage: Eukaryota; Metazoa; Arthropoda; Insecta; Diptera; Culicidae. The coding region runs from base 1 to 693 and encodes 230 amino acids. The transcript has a single exon. The record is from RefSeq and is a predicted model, not a curated record.
AUGACACGAGCCCAUCCCAGCGAUGCCGGCGAUAACGUUACUACUGGGACAGCAGACAACAUCAGCGGCCUCAAUGGCUUCGGUGAGAUCGAGGGUGAGUUCGACCAGCGACAUCAUCCGAUCUCAAACAAAAUUCCACCAUUGGCAAGAUCUGUGGGCUUGGACAAGCUGAAACGAAACCUGAAGACCAUCGGGAUAAACGCGGCAUUCAAAAUCUGCCGUAUCGGAAUCAAGGUAGUGCUCUCAUCCAAGGAGGACUAUCAGAAAACCAAACAGCAUCUGGACAAUAGCAAAGCCGAAUGUUUCACCUUCGACAUUCCGUCGGAGAAACCAUUCAAGGCGGUAAUCCGAGGACUGCCUAUCAUGGACAUUGAGGAAAUCAAAUCGGAUCUGGAACUUCGAUACAAGCUGGAGCCACUAGCGAUUUUCCCAAUGACUCGACACAACAGCGUUAUGGAAUAUCGCGACUGCCUGUACCUAGUACACUUCCGCAAGAGAACCAUCUUGCUAGAUGCACUGAAGGUAGCAAGAUUAAUCCAGGAUGUUAUCGUCUCAUGGAAAGGUUACCGUGGAACAAACAACGAUGUUACGCAGUACAUGCGCUGCUUGAACUUCGGACACGGAACUCGAAACUGUCGUCUACGGCCAAGGCACAGAGAACAGACAUACAAGUCCGUUCUCAAUCGUGUGUAA